Molecule: messenger RNA, 207 nt
Organism: Colletotrichum acutatum
Lineage: Eukaryota; Fungi; Ascomycota; Sordariomycetes; Glomerellales; Glomerellaceae
Exons: 2
Coding region: 1-207 (68 amino acids)
Source: RefSeq, a predicted model, not a curated record
AUGCUCUUCACCAAGUCUCUCCUCUUCGUUACGGCCAUGGUGGCCCCCACGGUUCUCGCUGCCUGCACCGGCGCACCGUUCCAGGGAACCUGCAACAACUGUGUUGUCGAGUGCCACGAUACAUACAACGGACCCGGCAGACAGGAGUCUCUUCAGCGGGCCAGCUGCCAAUUUGCGUGCCUCGCGUUCUGCGACGACUGCGACUAA